AUGCUUCACACGGCCAUAUCAUGCUGGCAGCCGUUCCUGGGUCUGGCAGUGGUGUUAAUCUUCAUGGGAUCCACCAUUGGCUGUCCCGCUCGCUGUGAGUGCUCUGCCCAGAACAAAUCUGUGAGCUGCCACAGAAGGCGGUUGAUCGCCAUUCCGGAGGGCAUUCCCAUCGAGACCAAAAUCUUGGACCUAAGUAAAAACAGGCUGAAAAGCGUCAACCCUGAAGAGUUCAUAUCAUAUCCUCUGCUGGAGGAGAUAGACUUGAGUGACAACAUCAUUGCCAAUGUGGAACCAGGAGCAUUUAACAAUCUCUUUAACCUGCGUUCCCUUCGCCUGAAAGGCAAUCGCCUGAAGUUGGUCCCUUUGGGGGUAUUCACAGGGCUGUCCAACCUCACCAAGCUUGACAUCAGUGAGAAUAAGAUUGUCAUUUUACUGGACUACAUGUUCCAGGAUCUGCAUAACCUGAAGUCUCUAGAAGUAGGGGACAAUGAUUUGGUUUAUAUAUCACACAGGGCCUUUAGCGGGUUACUUAGCUUGGAGCAGCUUACCCUGGAGAAAUGCAAUUUAACAGCAGUACCAACAGAAGCCCUCUCCCACCUCCGCAGUCUCAUCAGCCUGCAUCUGAAGCAUCUCAAUAUCAACAAUAUGCCCGUGUAUGCCUUUAAAAGAUUGUUCCACCUGAAACACCUAGAGAUUGACUAUUGGCCUUUACUAGAUAUGAUGCCUGCCAAUAGCCUCUAUGGUCUCAACCUCACAUCCCUUUCAAUCACCAAUACCAAUCUGUCCACUGUACCCUUCCUUGCCUUUAAACACCUGGUAUACCUGACCCACCUUAACCUCUCCUACAAUCCCAUCAGCACUAUUGAAGCAGGCAUGUUUUCUGACCUGAUCCGCCUUCAGGAGCUUCACAUAGUGGGGGCCCAGCUCCGCACCAUUGAGCCUCACUCCUUCCAAGGGCUCCGCUUCCUUCGAGUGCUCAAUGUGUCUCAGAACCUGCUGGAAACUUUGGAAGAGAAUGUCUUCUCCUCCCCUAGGGCUUUGGAGGUUCUGAGCAUUAAUAACAACCCUCUGGCCUGUGACUGCCGUCUCCUUUGGAUCCUACAGCGACAGCCUACCCUGCAGUUUGGUGGUGAGCAGCCCAUGUGUGCUGGUCCAGACACCAUCCGUGAGAGGUCAUUCAAGGAUUUCCAUAGCACUGCUCUUUCUUUUUACUUUACCUGCAAAAAACCCAAAAUCCGUGAAAAAAAGUUGCAGCACCUGCUGGUGGAUGAAGGGCAGACAGUCCAGCUAGAGUGCAAUGCUGAUGGAGACCCACAGCCUGUGAUUUCCUGGGUGACACCCCGAAGGCGUUUCAUCACCACCAAGUCCAAUGGAAGAGCUACUGUGUUGGGCGAUGGCACCUUGGAAAUCCGCUUUGCCCAGGAUCAAGACAGUGGGAUGUAUGUUUGCAUCGCUAGCAAUGCUGCUGGGAAUGACACCUUCACAGCCUCCUUAACUGUGAAAGGAUUCACUUCAGACCGCUUCCUUUAUGCGAACAGGACCCCUAUGUACAUGACCGAUUCCAAUGACACCAUUUCCAAUGGCACCAAUGCCAAUACUUUUUCCCUGGACCUUAAAACAAUACUGGUGUCUACAGCCAUGGGCUGUUUCACAUUCCUGGGAGUGGUUUUAUUUUGUUUUCUCCUCCUUUUUGUGUGGAGCCGAGGGAAAGGCAAACACAAAAAUAGCAUUGACCUUGAAUAUGUGCCCCGAAAAAACAAUGGUGCUGUUGUGGAGGGGGAGGUGGCCGGACCCAGGAGGUUCACCAUGAAAAUGAUCUGA
Molecule: messenger RNA, 1821 nt
Organism: Cynocephalus volans (Philippine flying lemur)
Lineage: Eukaryota; Metazoa; Chordata; Mammalia; Dermoptera; Cynocephalidae
Gene: LINGO2
Product: leucine rich repeat and Ig domain containing 2
Exons: 1
Coding region: 1-1821 (606 amino acids)
Molecular function (GO): protein binding
Source: RefSeq, a predicted model, not a curated record